CAGUAUUGUCAGACAAAGAGAUUUACUUAAAUUAUAUACUGAUGAAGAGGUUUGAGUAUGUAAGAUUGCAAUAUUUUCAUAUCGAAUUUUCUCUAUGUUGCAGGAUCGCUACAAGGAAAGAUUAGCCAGCAUUAUCGUACAGUUAGAAGAAAAAGAAAAAGAAGAUGCCAGCAGCGCUAUAGCGCGAAUCGGACCGCGGUCUCUUUUGCUUCAAGUCAAGCGAUCAAGCAAACUCAUGUCUCCAAUCUGGUCCGAUUACAUUAUUUUGUAUCCAAAGUCUAUAUAUUUUUCCAAGUACAUUGACCCUGGUAGUCUUGAGAAUUCUGUGAGAAGGAUUUUGGCAAAAAUUUUAACAAAUACUUUUGCUCAAAACUUUAGUUUCCAAGACCGAGGAAACAAAAAUAAAUUUGAGGCACUAAAAAUUUGGGAUCUUAUACAAGGUGCUCUAUUGCAAAGUUUUGAAGGAGAAAGUUUGACAUUAGCAGAAAAAGUGGCUGGAUCAUGGCUUGCGAAUGCAAAAUGGCGUCAACAGAGUGAUGGUACAUCAUUGCGUCAACGACCUCCAAGUAAUACAAUAGACAAAAGAAUUGAAUAAGUU
Molecule: messenger RNA, 598 nt
Organism: Vollenhovia emeryi
Lineage: Eukaryota; Metazoa; Arthropoda; Insecta; Hymenoptera; Formicidae
Exons: 3
Coding region: 95-595 (166 amino acids)
Source: RefSeq, a predicted model, not a curated record